This is a messenger RNA of Colletotrichum acutatum, 672 nucleotides long. RefSeq lists its product as uncharacterized. The record is from RefSeq and is a predicted model, not a curated record. Lineage: Eukaryota; Fungi; Ascomycota; Sordariomycetes; Glomerellales; Glomerellaceae. The transcript has a single exon. The coding region runs from base 190 to 567 and encodes 125 amino acids.
AAGGAACAACUCGGAUGCUUUUCGCACGACUCUUCAGCUUUUCUACAUCAGGGUACCUUCCUUAUACGGGUUCACCUGGGCUGGCAUCCUCACCGACAUUUGCGCGAGUAAAGAGACGGAAAUCCGAGUCAGCCGUGUCUUGAAAGCAUAACACGGUCAUGAUAGACUUCCAGUUUCUGCGACAGCCGUAUGUUGAUGCUACUGAGUUUUACCACCUGUCUUUUCUUUUGUUGUGACCCUUCAUCGCCAGGUCCAUCCAUCUCUAACGAUGUCAUCAGAAAUGCCCACCAUGAUUAUGGCCAACCAGCAGCAAUUAGGUCAACGUCGGUUUGUGUGCUCCUCCCCGGAUGCCAGGGUGCAAGGGGGCGACGCUUGGACUCAACCGCCCCCAUUCUCUUAUCCAAGGUAAGGUACGUACCUGACCUUGCUAUCCCCAGGUCCCAGGGCCCACCACGCAAGCCAGAAAGCUCGUGCCUGCUCGCGUCACAUCGGAACCUUCCACAACCUGACGCUGGGACCAGCUCCAGCUUACCUCACCAAGCCAGGCACCUCGAGAGACUACACUAAGGUAGACCCCACCACAGCCGAUGCCCAAGCCUGUGAAUCCCCCUCCAGUGACAAUUCGAUUACAUAGACCCCGUCCGAACGUGCUGAAGCUUCUGGAAGUCAACC